AUGAAGAUCUGCUCAAAUGGACAGUGGAGGGCUGAAGUGAGUUCGCCGAUCGGGAACAUUGUCAUCGAGUUUUGCUCCGUUGGUUUGCACUCUGUGAAUCAAUCGCCCGAAAUCAGCGACAGCAACUUUAAACCGGCACCAAGUCAAGAAGUGACACUUUUGAGUGGAAAUAACAAAUACGGCCACUUGAAAGAAUGCAUAAACUGGCUGGACACUUACUUCCACAACCCUACCAAGAUUUCUGAAGUCAAAUUUCCGUCCUUCUGCACCAUCAACAGUGCCACAGAUGCCCCUUUCUUUGACAAAGUCUACACUGCCCUGUUGAAAGUUCCUUUUGGAAAUACUGUGUCGUACAAGGAAUUGGCGACACUUGCAGGAAGCCCAAACGCCACCCGAGCUGCCGGAACAGCGAUGGCGAAAAAUCCAUUUCAAUUGAUAGUUCCAUGCCAUCGAGUUCUGCCUUCGACCUCAGCUUCUGGCAAGCAACAGGUGGGGAACUAUUCAAGUGGCAAGAAAGUGAGUGUCAAAGAGUGGCUCUUGGUGCAUGAGGGGCACAAUCUUUCAAACCGUGUUCUUCUCAAGAGUGAAAAAUAG
Messenger RNA from Neocloeon triangulifer, 594 nucleotides. RefSeq names its product methylated-DNA--protein-cysteine methyltransferase. The transcript is spliced from 4 exons. Gene Ontology annotation, cellular component: nucleus. Gene Ontology annotation, biological process: DNA repair. Lineage: Eukaryota; Metazoa; Arthropoda; Insecta; Ephemeroptera; Baetidae. Bases 1 to 594 code for a protein of 197 amino acids. The record is from RefSeq and is a predicted model, not a curated record. Gene Ontology annotation, molecular function: methylated-DNA-[protein]-cysteine S-methyltransferase activity.